CCGCACCUUUGCCAGCCAUAACAAUGUUGUGUCACUCAACGUCCUAAUACUAGGAUUUUGGAUAGGGGUGUAUUAGUUAUUUCUGGAACUUAUCGGGGUGUGUAAUAUAACUUUCAACGGUCAAGAACCCUCAUUAUUAUCCAUUACACAAAGUAUACAAAACCCUGUACUAAUUUUGCCUAAUUUGCCCUUUUGUUCUUGCUGUCUGGCACACAAAAUGGAUGGUUUUAUCUCUCCUACUCAUAGUGACGAUUCUUUAGUAGAAAAUAUUAUCUCUCAAGCCCAUGAUCUCAUUGCCCUCGAGCAAAUUGUCGCCAUUUCAUCUGCUCCUUCAUUCACUCUUCCCUCUCAUCUUGAAUUAAGGUUUCAGAGGCUCAAAUCCUUCUCAAUACCAUCUCCCAAUCUCAAAACCCCACUUUCUCACUCUAAAAUUCCCAAAAAACAUCGUCCCAAUUGGUCAGACCAGAAAACAAGCCCCCCAAUUUCAUCUUCUCCUUCAAAACCAGACGUUUCUCACUCUAGGCGCAUGCCCAAUGGCGUGAAUCAAAGGAAGGAAGAACCCAAUUCUUCUCCUGAUUCAAGAACUGCGUCUUCAAACUCGAGGUCCAUGAAUUCACCAGCUCCGGCUAAAGCGAAGGCACCGAAUCGCUUAGAAAGAGAAAGGGGAAAUGGGUCUCCUUCAUUGUCUUCUUUAGGAGAUGAGAAGCUAUCACCUUCUCUGUAUUCAGAGGAUUUGUCUCCUCCUCAAAGGAAGGGUUGUUGUUUCUGGAUUUCUCCUAAGAAAGCGUCAGGAAAGGGUAAGAAAUUGGGAAAAUAUGGGGGUUUUCUAGAGAGAGAGGAUUUGGGGAAGAGAGAGAAAGAAGAUUGGGGAAAAAAUGAUGAACUUUUAUCUGAUUUUAGCACUUUCUCUCUGAGAGAACAGCGGCGUAAGUUGAAGAAGGCCAUGAAAGAGCAAGAGAAGAUAAACCAGGAGUCUGAGAAAGUGGUCCAAUGGGUUAAGCAGGCCAGCGCUCGUAUGAAUGUCUCGAUCGAUGACGACGACGAUUUACUGAGUGAUGAAGAGAAACUCAAAUGAUUGAUUCAAGAGGUUGAUCAUCAAUAUCCAAAUCAUAAUUUGCAGAAUUGUGCAGAACUCAAGAGCUCUCUCUAUACUUUUAUUUUAUUUUAUUUUUUUGCCAUAUAUAUAGUGUAAAAUAGUGGUGGCAUUUCCGGCCCGGUAGGCCUGGCCCUACCAAACUAAGGCCUCAGCCAUGGCUAAAAAAAGCCGGCCGAUUUGGGUCGGCCCAGGCUCUAUCCAAACCGUACCGCUUCCUUUUAUUUUGUUAAAUUUUUCCUGGCCCGGUCGUAAUACGCUCCCGCCUGGACCCGUUGCCAGCACUAGGGUUACAGUUUCGUAUACUUUUCCCUCUAGUUUUGCCAAUGUAAUAAUGGAAAUGUGGGUAUGCUAUUUAGUGAUUUGUACACAGAUACCAUACCAUUUAUCAACAUAAAUAAUUGAAUAACAGAUAUUAUAGAUGGAUU
This is a messenger RNA of Amborella trichopoda, 1521 nucleotides long. RefSeq names its product vitellogenin-2 protein. The record is from RefSeq and is a predicted model, not a curated record. NCBI's taxonomy places the organism in Eukaryota, Viridiplantae, Streptophyta, Magnoliopsida, Amborellales, Amborellaceae.